Aspergillus mulundensis is the source of this 543-nucleotide messenger RNA. RefSeq lists its product as uncharacterized. The record is from RefSeq and is a predicted model, not a curated record. The transcript has a single exon. NCBI's taxonomy places the organism in Eukaryota, Fungi, Ascomycota, Eurotiomycetes, Eurotiales, Aspergillaceae. The coding region runs from base 1 to 543 and encodes 180 amino acids.
AUGGAAUCAUUCUUUGUUCAUGAGAAUCUGCUCCGGUCCUCUUUGCCACACCUCCUUCCAGCCCGGAGCAACAGAACAGUCCAUCUCCAGCAUGAUAGUCCCGAAGUCUUCGCUAUUUACCUCCACUGGCUCUAUUACGGCACCCUCCCAACCAAGGACACAGCGGCGAUUGAUCCCGAUCCUACUCCUGAGUACCUGGAUCUGGCCACCGCUUGCGCUUUUGGAGCCAAGUUCGAGUGUUUCGAAUUUCACAAUGCUGCUAUGGAUGCCUUGGUCACGAUGAUGAACAAAAACAACAUUGAUAAUAUACGUUCCCCGGAUAUCCUUGUUAAAUACGCUUAUAGUCGUCCGGCGUCCGGUAAGGCCCUACACCGGGUGCUUGUGGAUAUGUAUCUGUGCCAUGCGACAGCCGAUUUGCUUGACCGGGGCAAUUGGGAACACGGUCAUAAUAUCCAAGAUUUUUUACUCGAUAUUGCCAGAGGGUCGCUGGGCCGUGAUCUCUCCAAGUGCGAGCCCCUUGACCCAUCGAACUACCAUAUUUAA